Messenger RNA from Gastrolobium bilobum, 1109 nucleotides. RefSeq names its product thioredoxin-like protein HCF164, chloroplastic. The transcript is spliced from 4 exons. Bases 76 to 843 code for a protein of 255 amino acids. Gene Ontology annotation, cellular component: chloroplast thylakoid membrane. The record is from RefSeq and is a predicted model, not a curated record. Lineage: Eukaryota; Viridiplantae; Streptophyta; Magnoliopsida; Fabales; Fabaceae. Gene Ontology annotation, biological process: cytochrome b6f complex assembly.
AAAACAAAAAAUCUUAUUAGCGGUUGCAAUAAGCUGAGAAGAGAGCAGCGGUUGCUUGGUACACGAUAGCAGAGGAUGGCUCGCCUCUCUUCAAACCCCAUCGGUUUCCAUAGAUUCCGACCCUUCAUACGAAUUCCUCAAACCCCGCAAUUCAUUGCAAAUCCUAACAUCAACACUCGCAAAUUCCAGACCUUGUUUUCCCAAACAAAUCCAAACCUCGACGAAAAUGAUACCUCAACUACGUCUCAGCAAGAAAAAUUGGUGGUUGAGCCUAGCACGGUCAAUGGUCAGACCAGUAAGGCAACAAGUUCACCCCCUCAAUUCCCAAGCAAAGAUAUCAACAAGAAAAUCGCAGUUGUUUCUACCUUAGCAGCUUUGGGACUUUUCUUAUCUACAAGAUUGGAUUUUGGUGUUUCUUUGAAGGAUCUCUCUUCCAUUGCAUUGCCUUACGAAGAGGCUCUCUCGAAUGGAAAGCCUACUGUAGUGGAGUUUUAUGCAGAUUGGUGUGAGGUAUGUCGAGAAUUAGCUCCUGAUGUCUACAAAGUAGAGCAGCAGUACAAGGAUCGAGUGAAUUUUGUAAUGUUGAAUGUUGAUAACACAAAAUGGGAGCAAGAGCUUGAUGAGUUUGGUGUGGAGGGUAUUCCACACUUUGCAUUCCUUGAUAAAGAAGGGAAUGAGGAGGGCAACGUAGUAGGUAGGCUUCCAAGUAAGUUCCUGCUUGAAAAUGUGGAUGCCCUUGCUCGUGGAGAAGCAUCUGUGCCUCAUGCUCGUGUUGUAGGCCAAUAUUCCAGUGCUGAAGCAAGGAAGGUGCAUCAAGUUGUUGAUCCAAGAAGUCAUGGUUAGAUGACAGCAUAAAGUGCCUUCUUUUACUAUUUUAUAGUAACUCGUUUGAUUUGUCUGUGAGAAACAUCUGAAGAGACAAACAACUCAUCUGCAAAAUUUCUAUGUUCUAUCUUCCUUAUGGUUGGACAUUCAUCUAGUUAUAGGUGCCAAUGUCUUCAGGUUCAGCUAUUUUAAAAUGACCUUUCAGAACAUAGCUGAAACUUUUGAUGUAUAUGCUGUUUCAAAACAUCAUCCGCUUAAUAGAAACAAUCUUUCUUUCUUUCUUU